Messenger RNA from Mucor mucedo, 797 nucleotides. RefSeq lists its product as uncharacterized. Bases 147 to 530 code for a protein of 127 amino acids. Lineage: Eukaryota; Fungi; Mucoromycota; Mucoromycetes; Mucorales; Mucoraceae. The record is from RefSeq and is a predicted model, not a curated record. The transcript has a single exon.
CUUCAAUUACACGGAGACCUAGUUUAAUAAAUAGAAUUUGGAAAUAAAAAAACAAGGGAAAUCUCCUCUUUAAAAAAAGAGCUUGCAUUAUUUUUCUAUUCAUCACUAUUUUUUUUUUUUUUUUUUUUCUAUAUUACAACACAAAAAUGAACUACAUGUACGAUGAAGAUCCUUUGCAAUCUUUAGAAUUAAAGACUCGCGCAUUAACCCCACCUCUUGACUCCAUUGACCAUCCCACAACUUGCAACUACCUCCUCAAUCUAUUUCUAGCACCAGACAUGGCUCGAUACCUAAAAGAGACAAACAUGUCCGACGACAUUUAUAACUUACCCAUUCAUUUCCAGAAAAUCAUUACCGAGGCCCGCAUGGAGGCCAGUAUGCUUAACAAGAGUAAUGGUGCUUUAAAAAGACUCGAGAAACUAAGGGCUUAUGUCGACACUGUGGCUCUUGGCGAUACAUCAGCUGUCAUUGCCACAUUAAAUGAACUCUUGCGCGAUGACGAUGAAGUAUUGAAUAUUCUGGGUGAAUAAGCUCUUGUCUCUUUCUUCUUCUUUUUUUUUUCUUCUUUCUUUUUUCCCCCUUAUAUUGUAUAUGUGUAGUCUAGUAUACUCGCAACAUCUCCCUUUCUGCUACAACUGUCUAAUAAUAUGCACGGCCUAAAAAAAUAAAUUGAUAAAGUAUCUGUCUACAGGAGUUUAACACAUAGUUUAUGUUUGAUGAAUUAUUGUUAGAUCAUUGUGAGUGUAGGCUAAAACAAAAAGCAGAUUAAAAGACUUCAGGUCAAGUGUGAGGAAAUU